ACAACAACAGGGCAGGGCAGGGACAGGUUAUUGCUCUCUCUCUCCCUCAUAAAGAGGAAGUGGGGAAGGUUUUUCUCGCAAAGCCUCCUCUUGGCAGCCUCCACCUGAUCUGGUGCAGAUAAAAGGCAACUCCGCAAGAUUUGCAAAGGCUUUCCCAAGGUUCACCCGCAGAGGUUUGUAGUAGCAGCAGGCGAUGGGCCUUUGAAAAGGAUUUGUGGCCAGGACGAAUCUGGAUUUGUGCAGUUUGUGGUGGGGGUAAUUUUUUUUACAGAGGGAUAAGAUUUUCACCCACACAAGCCAUUAAUCUGCUCUAACCUUCAACUGCCUGCCUUGACGCUAUGAGUUCCAAGCCUUCACCACCAUGGAGAGCCAGGAGCUGCCUUUACACCAGCCUGUGGGACUUCAAAGCCAUGACGGAGACAGAACUCAGCUUCCGGGCCGGAGAUCUCUUCCAAGUGAUCGAGAAGAAAGGAGAGUGGUGGUGGGCCAAGAAGCUGGAUCCCUCCCUGACGGGUUUCGAGGAAGGCUACGUGCCUUACAACUACUUGGCCAAGCAGGAGACCAUGGAGGCAGAGCCGUGGUUUUUUGGGCAGAUCUCCCGUUCUGAAACAGUCCAUCGGCUGAUGUCAGAAGAGAAUAAGGUCGGAGCCUUCCUAAUCCGCAUCAGCGAGAAAAGGGGGGCUGAGUAUGUUUUGUCAGUCCGAGAUGAGUCAGUGGUGAGGCACUACAAGAUCUUGCGCAACGGCCAGGGAGCUUACUACAUGAACGCCACCCGCUCCUUCCAAGAUCUGCUCUCCCUCGUCGAGUAUUACAAAGGGAAAGCGCUCACCCACGGGCUGAGGCUCUUGACCCCGUGCUACAAGCAAGAGCCCACGGCGAUGCCACACUGGGACGACUGGGAGAGGCCAAAGGAGGAGUUCUGCCUUACCCGGAAACUGGGCGCAGGUUACUUUGGAGAAGUCUAUGAAGGAUACUGGAAGGACAGAGUCAGAGUUGCGAUCAAAGUGCUUCCCAGAGCUGAUCUGACGUACCAGGACAUGUUCAAAAAUGAAGUUGAGGCGAUGAAGAAGCUGAGGCACAAGCACAUCCUCUCCCUCUAUGCCAUCUCGACUCGUGGGGACCCUGUGUACAUCAUCACGGAGAUCAUGAGCAAAGGGAACCUCCUAGAAUUCCUCCGAGGUUCCGAAGGGGAGCAGCUGCAGGUAGCUGAGCUGGUGGACAUGGCGUCACAGGUGGCAGAUGGCAUGUGCUACCUGGAGGCGCAGAAAUUCAUCCACCGAGACCUCGCUGCCAGGAACAUCCUGGUCGGAGAGAACAACAUCUGCAAAGUGGGAGAUUUUGGGAUGGCCAGGCUGAUCAAGGACAAUGUUUACGAAUCUUACUCCCACAACAUUCCCUACAAAUGGACGGCACCAGAAGCGCUUUCCCACGGCCGCUACUCUGUUAAAUCCGACGUUUGGUCCUUUGGAAUCCUCCUGUAUGAAAUCAUGACCCUUGGCCAGAACCCAUAUCCAGGUAUGACCAACAGUGAAGUUUUCAAGCACGUCCAGACCGGUUUCCGGAUGCAUUGCCCUCCCAAGUGCCCUGCUACAAUGUACAACAUCAUGUGCACAUGCUGGGACAUUAACCCAAAAGAGAGGCCAGACUUCAAGCAGCUCCGAGGGCAGCUCCAGAGUUUCACCAACUACGAGAAUCCCGAAUGAAAGGAUAAGAGACUGAAGAGCUGGAUCAGGCCAAACUCCUCUCGAGGGAGACCGGCAUCUUGUUCUCACAGUGGCCAACCAGAUGCCCAACGAAAGCCUGCAAUCAGGACCUGAGUGCGAUAGCUGUUCAAGCUGGUGCCCAUCACUACAUCUCAUGGGAACAGAGGAAGGGUGAGAUCUGGGGACAUGCCCAUUUAACUGUCGCUCAUGGCCACCACAGGUGGCGCUGUGGUCUAAACCACUGAGCCUCUUGGGCUUGCCGAUCGGAAGGUCGACGGGUCGAAUCUCUGCAACGGGGUGAGCUCCCGUUGCUCGGUCCCAGCUCCUGCCAACCUAGCAGUUCGAAAGCACGUCAGUGCAAGUAGAUAAAUAGGAACCGGUGCGGCGGGAAGGUAAACGGCGUUUCCAUGUGUUCUGGUUUCCAUCACGGUGUUCCAUUGCACCAGGAGCGGUUUAGUCAUGCUGGCCGCAUGACCCAGAAAACUGUCUGUGGACAAACGCUGGCUCCCUCGUCCUGGAAGCGAGAUGAGCGCUGCAACCACAUAGUCGCCUUUGACUGGACUCAACCGUCCAGGGGUCCUCUACCCCCCCUUCUUCUUUUUUACCAUGAAGCACCUCCAGGGAUGUUAAUCAGGCUAUAAAAGCUAUCAUGCACAAGAAAGGAGAAUCAGCUUGUGAUGCUUCUGGGUGUCCCGUUUGGAAGGAGUCGGGAAGGCAAAAGAUCAGAUAACCUCUUGAAGAUGAAGCCUUCAUUCGCAGGACAAACCUCGGCGGACUCUUAUGUUUUCUGAGGAUGCGGCUCAGAUCGGCAGUAUUCGAGUUCAAAUCUGAAGGGCUUGCCAAUUUGGGGGGGGGGCAGUGGGUGUAUUUGGAAUUUCAAAAAUGUGCAGUGGGCGCCAGGCACAAAAUGUGGAAUGUGACAGCACAAAAUUGUGUCCACAUCUGAAGGAAUGGGAAGCAGACAGGGCCGAAAAAUGGUACAGUCAUACCUCAUGUUGCGUCCGCUGUGGGUUGCGUUUUUCCCGGUUACGAACACGGCGGCUUCCGGGUUUUGCCGCAUGCGCAGAAGCGCUCUAUCGCACUUUCGCACAUGCACAAAAGUGGCACUCGGGUUGCGGACUUUUUGGGGUGCGAACGGCACCCUAGAACGGAUCGGGUCCGCAACCCGAGGUGCCACUGUACCAGCGUGUUUCCCCACCAGACCCCCCAACCUAUGGGGGGGGGGACCACACACAUCUACAUCAGCCACUGUGGAUUUUUAAGGGAGCAUACUGAGACCUUUUGCAGCGGUGGGCAAACUGGCACAUACGGGUGCUGCGCUGGCGACCCCUGCUCUGUGGCAGCAAACAUGAUGGUCUUCAAUUGAUGCUGAUGUGCUUGUUUGGGAGUGCAGCUGUUUAGAAUUCAGAAUUCAGAUCAAGUGACCAAACCUCAGGGGACUGUCAUUGGUAUUAUUAACUCAUUGCCACCUGAUUGCUGCAUUAAUCAGUUGUAUAUUAAAAGUGUGUUAAUGACAAAAGAAGUUUCUCUCUCUCUCUAAAUAUCACAUCUGAAAGUGGCCAAAGAAAAUGAAUACAGCGACGGCCUAAUUUAUCAUUGCAUCAACUUAUUGUAUUGCUGCAUGCUCCCCCCCCCAAAAAAAAACACACAAAAAUCUCUGAGUGGUGCAAGAUUCCAGGAGGUUCCAGGUGUCCUACCCAGGGGUCGUGUUUCCUUUUGGAAAUGAGACAUGGGACUCAGCUACAUUAGUCAAAAAACAGCAUUUUAAAUGCGUUAUAAACAUGCAGUACCAGGUGGUGCUGUAGGGCACAAAACUUUCCUAUGUGAUUUUAAUUACAGUAUUUUUCGUUUGUUAAAAUGAUUUAAUUUAUGAUUUAUUUAUAGUGUCCGUCCAUCCCCCUGAUCCCCGUGUGAAGAUCCACCCCCAGUGGAGACUGCGGUGUCUUUAUGAUAUAUGGUUUAUUUAACGCAUAUAUACAAUCUGUCAUGGAGGGGUUCACAGCAUUAACACCCCAAAGGGUCUUGUUUUUCCCCCAUAGCCACAGCUAUGAAUUUCUGCAGGGAAAUUCAAGGAAAUAAAGGCUCAGCAUUUGAGCUGAAUGCUUCCUGUUUCCCUAUGGGUGGGGGAGUGGGGAGUAUUGCAAUCACUGGAGUCAAAAGGCCUGUCAAAUGGGUUAACAGCAGUAGGCUGUGAUAUUUGUGUAUAGAGCCCAGGUGAGAUAAGAGGGAAUAAACAGUGUCCGGGAGUUAAAGGACAACACACCUAGUUCUACUCAACCCACUGGGUCUUAGUACUGUACUUCUGUCUCUUGCAAACACACACAGCGCUUCAUAUUAUCAAGCUGCUUUUGAAAUCGAGAGGGCUUUCAAAAGCAGGUUUUGAUAAGCCGAGUAAGGAUAGCGGCCGAUACAAUCAGUACAGUGGUACCUUGGUUCUCAAACUUACUUUUUUUUCAAAUAAUUUUUAUUCAAUUUUCCAAAUAAACCAACAACACAUACACACACAAAAAAACGCAAUUACAAAUCCUUUUAUCCCCUCCCCUUACUUCAAUUUUGUGGGCUUCCCUCUCUAGAAUCCCAGUAGAACUUCACUGCUUUGUGUCUCAAUCCUAGAGCCUCUGCUCACGCAAUACAAUGGUAACUUGGUUCUCAAACUUAAUCCAUUCCGGAAGUCCAUUCCAAAACCAAAGCGUUCCAAAACCAAGGCACGCUUUCCCAUAGAAAGUAAUGCAAAACGGAUUAAUCCGAUCCAGACUUUUAAAAACAACCCCUAAAACAGCAAUUUAACAUGAAUUUUACUAUCUAAAGAGACCAUUGAUCCAUGAAAUGAAAGCAAUAAGCAAUGUACUGCAGUCACACAACCACUCAAAUCAGUAGCUGAACUGGGUUCCACACAGUCACAAAAACAAAACGAAAGAGCCGCAAAAACAAAAACGCAAAAUAAAAAGCAAAAACAGACAGACCUCAGUGUAACAAUCAAAAGGGAAGUGUGGCACUCAAAUUGGAGGCGUAACACUCAAAAAACUGAGCACGUUCAGCUUCCGAAAAAAGUUCGCAAACCGGAACACUUACGUCCAGGUUUGCAGUUUUUGGGUUCUAUUUUGUUUGAGUAUCAAGGUGUUCGAGAACCAAGGCACCACUGUAUGCACUUAAAGGCAAGCGUACCUAAUUCACACCUUCAGAAACAAAAGGUGAACCGAAACACAGCCGCCGAUUGGGGACUUGCACUGCUCUGUAUUUUGCAGGGCGGUUUUUCCAGCCAACCAAUGCGUACAGAAAUGUGUAUAUCAGGGUAACAUGUGCAUAAGAAUGCAUACGUUCGUGAAAACAGCAUACGAAGAUGCAUUAUAAUAGGGAAAAUUGCUUUGCCAAAAUGUGCCCUGAACUGCAGAAAUGUGGAAAACUGAGGCUAAGAGUGAAAGAAUGAGAAACUGACAGAUUUGACCAUCCUUUGCCAGGAGGGUCUGAAGUUUUUUUUAAAAAAAUUCCACCUAAAAAUCCCCGCUGGGCACGUCCAGCAAUUUGGGCACACGUAAAAUAGCUCCGUUAAGGAUCAGACAUUUUGCACAGUCUAUCACAGGCUUCCUAUGCCAUUUCACAGUCUCUUCGUCUCAUUGUUGACAAUUCCCCCAUUCCUCUCCCCCUAUGCACACCAUAGCUGCCAAGUUAUCCCUUUUUUAAAGGGAUUUUCCCUUAUGCUGAAUAGGCUUCCUUGCGAGAAAAGGGAAAACUUGGCAGCUAUGAUGCACACGCCAACUUGCGUUUCCAAGUGUACAAUGGGUUCACAGAAGGUAACAUGCCCUGCGCCUGACGAUGUGGACUUUCACCUUCCAAAGCCCACGUCGUUGUUUGUUUUUUAUAAAGUGCCACAAGAAACUGCUGCCCUUCUGGAAUUUGAACUUUACUGUAAACGCCAUUCCUGUACAAGAGGGAGAGGACUUGAAGGGGAUGAGUGAUGCCUACGUAAAUAUUUGCGCCGCUCUUUAUCAGAAGCAACCAGGAAAUGGCUCACCGAGCAAAUUCCCCUGUAAGAAGCAGCGGGAAUAAACAGCAGAGUUCUAUUUUAAUAGGGUACAGCAGAUCUGAUACAGUGCCAGUGAAAAUCUGGAUACAGGCCUGCUUUGGGUUCCUUGACAUGUAGCCUGCCAUGGCAGUUAGCAACUGGAACACAGGAAACUGUCCUUUACUGAGUUAGGAACCUUCGCCAAUCUAGCUCAUGCUGUCUACACUGACUGUCAGCAGCUCUGCAGGCAGUGCCGGAUGUACAUAUAAGCUAAACAAGCUAUAGCUUAGGGCGCCACUCUCUUGGACCCCCCAAAGAAAAUUAAAGGGGAAAAGGCACCUGGGUGUACAUUUCCAAAAUAUAGGGUAAAAAACAAAUAAAAUAAAACCUACAUACAGCAACAGUGUUUUGUGUUGUGUAGGCUCCUAUGAUAUAAGUAAUGGGCCCCGCCUGCUAGCCUGCUCCCUAAAAUAUCCCUGGUUUGCUCAUUUCUAUAUAUAGGGUGCCUACAUUCUGUAUGGACUGGUUGCAUGGCAACAUGGGCAAAUGGCUUUAGAUACCUAUUAGGGCCAUAAAUUAGGGACCCAGGUGGCGCUGUGGGUUAAACCACAGAGUCUAGGGCAGGGGUCCCCAGACUUACUGCGCAGCGGGCCGGUGCCCGCCGUGCCGACCGCGCUGCGGGCCGGAGGGCGGGGGAGUGCGCGCCCGUGCGCAUGCGCACAC
Zootoca vivipara (common lizard) is the source of this 6429-nucleotide messenger RNA. RefSeq names its product protein tyrosine kinase 6 (gene PTK6). The record is from RefSeq and is a predicted model, not a curated record. Lineage: Eukaryota; Metazoa; Chordata; Lepidosauria; Squamata; Lacertidae. Gene Ontology annotation, biological process: protein phosphorylation. Gene Ontology annotation, molecular function: ATP binding; protein tyrosine kinase activity; protein binding.